This is a messenger RNA of Dreissena polymorpha, 976 nucleotides long. RefSeq names its product serine protease inhibitor dipetalogastin-like. The record is from RefSeq and is a predicted model, not a curated record. The transcript has 8 exons. Gene Ontology annotation, molecular function: protein binding. Lineage: Eukaryota; Metazoa; Mollusca; Bivalvia; Myida; Dreissenidae. The coding region runs from base 122 to 901 and encodes 259 amino acids.
CAGAAUAAAGCGUGAAAUAAGCAAAUACAAAAGUAAAAUCACAUUUCCAGGCGCAGACGCUUGUGCCUGCACACAGGAAUGGGACCCUGUAUGCGGCCGUGAUGGUAAAACGUACGGAAACAUGUGCGAACUGAGAUGCGCCGGCGUUCGUCGUCAAUCCCGCGGGGAAUGCCCGUGCGUGUGCACCGCAGAUUUCGACCCUGUGUGUGGCCAAGAUGCCGUCACGUAUAGCAACGAGUGCAUCAUGAUAUGCAUGGGAAUUAGCCUACGCUCGCGGGGACAAUGCCCUAAGACAGACUGCCCAUGCCCAAAGACUCUGGCCCCUGUAUGCGGUAAAGAUGGUAUAACGUACGACAACGCUUGUCUCAUGAGAUGCAACGGCGCUCGUCGACAAUCACGCGGGGAAUGUCCAGAGAAAGGUUGCCCGUGCCCUCUGAAUAUUGACCCUGUCUGCGGCGAUGAUGGCACCACUUACGACAACGAGUGCCUUAUGAGAUGCAAGGGAGUCAGCCUUCAUUCACGAGGAGAGUGCCCGUGCGCAUGUCCCCUGCAUAUUGACCCUGUCUGCGGCGAUGAUGGUGUCACGUACGAUAACGAGUGUCAAAUGACAUGCAAGGGAGUUCAUCUACAAUCGCGAGGCCAAUGUCCGAAGGUGUGCGCUUGUACCCUGAUCCUUGAUCCUGUAUGCGGCAACGAUGGCGUUACGUAUGAUAACCAGUGUGUCAUGGACUGCGCAGGUGUUAGCCUAAGAUCACGUGGACAAUGCGCCAAGACAGACUGUCCAUGCCCCAGGAUUAUGGACCGUGUAUGCGGUAAUGACGGUAUCGUGUACAACAACCCAUGUCUCAUGAGAUGCAAUGGUGCACGAAGAGUCAACGCACGCCUCUGUCUCAACUUCUAGAGAUGUGCAAAUGUUCCAGAAAUACCUCGAAUAAAAUCUGAACCUCAAUUCGAAUAAACGCAACAGCAUUACGUG